Molecule: messenger RNA, 2554 nt
Organism: Branchiostoma belcheri (Belcher's lancelet)
Lineage: Eukaryota; Metazoa; Chordata; Leptocardii; Amphioxiformes; Branchiostomatidae
Product: actin-related protein 8-like
Exons: 14
Coding region: 252-2087 (611 amino acids)
Biological process (GO): regulation of DNA-templated transcription; double-strand break repair
Cellular component (GO): Ino80 complex
Source: RefSeq, a predicted model, not a curated record
UGCAGGAGGAAGUGACGUCACGAUUCUGUAACAAAGGUCAACUUUUCCUCUCGCAGAUUUUUACUACCAAAAGAACUAGCGCCAAAAAGGUCAAAUAUUUGCCGAAAUAACGUUUAGAUGAGGCUUAAAUGACUUUGUGAAGGUUCUGAAGCUUCUUAGGAGUGUUUUGGAGCUUGUUAAGAGCUGUUGGGUUGUGAAAAAAACGUGGUUAGUUGGGUGAUUUUGUGCCCGGAAGUUGAGCGGUCAGUGAUAUGGUUCCCACCCCGCCGAAACUACAGAAGGAGAAGCGGAUGAGCCCGUCUCUUGGAUCGGCGGGACAAGACACUGCGCCAGAGCAGCCAGUCCAGGGCACAUCAGUGAUCGUUCUCCACCCGGGUUCUUCCUUCCUGCGGAUAGGCCGGGCUUCAGACACCUUCCCGCAUGUCAUUCCGCAGGUGAUUGCUAGGCGGCGCUGCUGCAAGCCUGACACUGCGGGGAAACACGAGGACAGGACACUGCUCAGGCACGAGGCUUGUCAAACUGAGAGCAGAGCUGUCCAUGAGCAGGGCCUGAGAGGAGUGCAACAGGCCCUGAUGUCAAUCAUCACGUCAUCAGGGCAACACAGACUGGCCCCACCCACAGAACAGCUUGCAGCCUACAAUGCGCAGGUUGGUCCUCAGAUCGAGGACACGUCAGAUCUGGAGUGGACGGACACCAGCUCAAAACCCCAGUACUUAGUGGGACAGGAGGUCCUAUACCUUCACCCCUCGGAGAGCUAUAACGUCCACUGGCCGAUGUCGUGUGGUCAGCUGAACCUGCACAGCGGCACAGGAGGGUCUCUCACAGCAGUUCUGGCAGACCUCGAGACCAUAUGGACCACGGCCAUCGAGAAGUUCCUGGACAUUCCUGUCAAGGACCUGAAACACUACAGAUGCAUCCUGCUUGUCCCAGAUAUCUACAACAGACAACACAUCAAGGAACUGAUCAAUCUGCUACUGAACAGGCUGGGCUUUUCUGCUGCCAUUGCACAUCAGGAGUCUGUAUGUGCGACGUUCGGCAGCGGUGUGGCCAGCGCCUGUGUGGUGGACGUCGGGGACCAGAAAACAGCCGUGUGCUGCGUGGAGGACGGACUCUCCUACAGAAACUCAAGACUAUGGCUGGACUACGGCGGCAGGGACGUAACCCGAUCCCUGGAGUGGCUUCUGAGGAAAACCAACUUCCCAUAUAAGGACUGCAACCUGCUGGACCGGCUGGACUGUCAGCUGCUGCAGGAGCUCAAGCACUCCUCCUGUCAUCUCAACAAGGACCAGUCUGGAGCCAGGCUGCAGGAUGUCCACGUGCAGAGGCCGGACACAUUCAGCCGGCGCUACCAGAUCAGGGUCGGCGAGGAAACCAUACAGGCCCCCAUGGGUCUGUUCUACCCGCAGCUGUUUGGGCUGGUCGGCGGCAGUCUGGUCCACACCCAGCUCAGGAACCAGGGAGACCCGGAGGACAUCCACGACGAACACUACCUCCUGCAGACACAGAGCACACAGCAACAGGUAGCCAAGGCUGUUGCAGAGAAGAAAGCCAAGGCUAGCAGCAAGCACGGCGGCGAAGGUGACAAAACCUCGUCCGACACCAAACCUAGCCUGGAACCCAGACACAAGAGGGCGCGGGAGGAGGCAGCAGGGGGGUCGGAGGCUAAGCAUCGCAGGGGGGCGGUCAGGCUACCCUCCGCCUCCCGUAGGGGGUCAGAACCCGCCCCCCUGAAGCUGAUGGGAGUGGACCAGGCCAUCCUGCACAGUAUAGAGUGCUGUGCUUCAGACGAAACCAAGAAGAAGAUGUUCUCGUGCAUCCUGGUUGUGGGAGGGGGGCUCAAGUUUCCGGGGGCCCAGAAUUUCCUGCUACACAGGGUCAGGGCUCAGCUACCCGCCAAGUACCGCAACAUUGCUGACACCAUGGAGGUCAUCACCAGGCCGAAGGACCAGGAUCCCCAGAUGGUGUGUUGGAAGGGCGCGGCUGUACUCGCCUGUCUGGACACGACCCAGGAGCUGUGGGUCGGGCAGCGCGAGUGGCGCAAGUUCGGCAUCAGGAUCCUCAGGGAGAGGUCGCCUUUCGUCUGGUAGUCAACUCUGCUGGAGGGGAAAGGUCAUCAAUUUUGGGUCAGUCAACUCUGAGGAGGGUCAGAGGUCACCAUUUGUCCUGACAUCAAAUCUGCAGUGGGUCAGAGGUCACUUUAUAGUAGUCAACAGUGUACAGGAUCAGAGGUUACCAUUUGUGUUGUAGUCGACACUGCAAAGGGCCAGAGGUCACUCAUCGUCAACAGAGGUCACCAUUUCUGUGGCAGCCAACAGUUUGUAACAAGUUUGUAACAAUGAACAUCCAUAGAGAGGUUGUAGCCAACUCAUUUUGUAACCAACUUGACUGUUUGCAUGAAAAAAAAAGGACUUCAGCAUUAAACAUCUUGACCCAGUCUAUUUUGUUAGCAGCGGCAAGAAGGACAAAUGUUAUACAUAUGCCGUCAGAUGUAAUGUACAGUUUAUACAGCUUAAAUGCUAAUAUACUGGAGGAAUUCCCAAUAAAGUGUUUUCCU